Messenger RNA from Otolemur garnettii (small-eared galago), 1665 nucleotides. RefSeq names its product polo like kinase 5 (gene PLK5). The record is from RefSeq and is a predicted model, not a curated record. Gene Ontology annotation, biological process: mitotic cell cycle; protein phosphorylation; regulation of cytokinesis. NCBI's taxonomy places the organism in Eukaryota, Metazoa, Chordata, Mammalia, Primates, Galagidae. Gene Ontology annotation, cellular component: spindle pole; nucleus; centrosome. Gene Ontology annotation, molecular function: ATP binding; protein binding; protein serine/threonine kinase activity.
AUGGAGCCCCGGCCGCGGCGGCCGCACAGGAGCCGCCAAGUAGUGGCCGCCUUCCUGCGCGACCCGAGCUCGGGACGCGUCUAUAGACGCGGAAAGCUGAUCGGCAAGGGUGCUUUUAGCCACUGCUACAAGCUGACAGACAUGUCCACAAGUGCUGUGUUUGCCCUCAAGGUGGUUCCUCGACGUGGGGCUGGGCAUCUGUGCCCAGGGGGGAAGGUGGAACGUGAGAUCACCUUGCAUAGCUGCCUGCGACACCGCAAUAUUGUGGCCUUCCACGGACACUUUGCUGACCGUGACCACGUGUACAUGGUGUUGGAGUACUGCAGCCGCCAGUCUUUGGCCCACGUGCUGAAGGCACGGCACACUCUGACGGAGCCUGAGGUGCGCUAUUACCUGCGAGGCCUGGUCAGUGGCCUUCGCUACCUGCACCAGCGGCACAUUGUGCACCGGGACCUGAAACCAAGUAAUUUCUUUCUUAACAAGAACAUGGAGGUGAAGAUUGGAGACCUGGGGUUGGCUGCCAGGGUGGGGCCAGGGGGCCACUGCCACAGAGUGCUCUGCGGGACCCCAAACUUCCAGGCCCCAGAAGUCAUCUCCAGAAAUGGGCACUCCUGCCAGUCAGACAUCUGGGCUCUGGGCUGCAUCAUGUACAUGGUACUGACUGGCACCCCACCCUUCAUGGCGGCACCUCUGUCUGAGAUGUACCAGAACAUCCGCGAUGGCCACUACCCCGAGCCUGCCCACCUGUCACCCAAUGCACGCCACCUCAUUGCCCGCCUUCUAGCACCCAACCCAGGCGAACGGCCCAGCCUGGACCACCUGCUGGAAGAUGACUUCUUCACACAGGGUUUCACUCCAGACCGGCUACCACCCCAUUCGUGCCAUAGCCCACCCAUCUUCACCAUCCCCCUGCCUCUGGGCAGGCUCUUCCAGAAGGCAGGUCAGCUGCUGCUGUCCCAGUGCCGGCCACCUUGCUCCUUCACUCCUAAAGAAGCCUCGGGUCCAAGAGAGGAUGGGAUGGACCCAGACUCCAUGGAGUGGGAUAGUGAGGUCUCCCUGUCCAAGAAGGAGGCUCCCUGCCCUGAGGCCCCUAUCCAUGUAAUCACACAGGGGAUCCUCCAGAGUGACCCAGCAGAGCCAGAGGGGAGCCAGAAGUUGGAGGUGGAGGUGGCCAUCAGAAACCUGCAGCUCUGCCUGGAUGCUGGCCCCUCAGCCAUACGGAACCCCCCAGGAGAGCAGCAGCCAGUCAUCUGGGCCCUCAAGUGGGUGGAUUAUUCCAGCAAGUAUGGCUUUGGCUACCAGCUGUCAGAUGGGCAGCGGUGUUCUGCUUCGGGAUGGCACCCACAUGGCCCUGCGCUCCCCAGGAGGGAGGGAGCCCCGCCCAUGCCCACACUGCCAGCCAGGCCCAGCCUCUGCCUACUGCGCUUCUUGGCAUCCAAACAAGCCCUGCUGCUGCUCUUCAACAAUGGGACAGUGCAGGUCAGCUUGACUGGAGUCCAGGCCCACCUGGUACUGAGUGGUGAGGGUGAGGAGUUGUUGCUCACCCACUGGGAGCAGGGCCACCCUGGCACCUCCUACUCCCUGGGCAUCCUGCGGAGCCACGGCUGCACCUUGGCCACCAGACAGCUCCUUCACCAUGCUCUCUGUAUGCUGCAGAGCAUCUAG